UCUCGCGGGAAACAACGGCUCCAAGGUGGACGAAUGGCCAUUAAUGACUGGUGACUUUGGAAAACAUGUGUUUUACUUUAAUUUAUUAAUUAAAAACAGGGCAACUAUUAAUUAUUUAAUACAAAAACGUACGAACCCUAUCUCUUUGCCUGUCUCCUUGUUGAGGAGUAAAAAAGGCUACCGAACAAGGGAACUUGAGGCAGCGAAUUUUACACACAGAGGCAUGAGCUGCAUCCGAUAUGGUGAGGGAGGAAAGGGUAUGGCGGAUGGUGGGUGUUCUGUAUCUAGCAUCGAAGGUGUUCACGAUUCAUACAUCGUUGUAAUCUCUGGACGGUGGAUUAUGUACGACACUGGUGACUGGGAUUUUAAACUUGAUAGCGACCGUAUGGGGAGGGCUGUCUAUGCGAAGUUGAUAACUUCUGUUGAAGACUUGAAGCGGGCCAUUAUUGAGUCAUACGGUUUAGUUGGAAUGUCUGUUACCGUUGAGAUGUCAUAUUGGCUUGGUGAACACGGAUCUUGUGCUGUUGGUGAAAGAGAAGCUCCUGUUCAAAUUUCCAAAGAUAAGGAUUUCGACUUGUUUACUUCGGCACGUAAGGUGGACAAGUACAUCAACGUAUUUGUCACAUUCAAAGAGGAAAUAGAUGGGAAAAUCCAUUUUCUGAGGCCAAUGGGGAAUCUUUUGAAGUCCAAAGAAGUUGCCAGCAGCAACGAAAUGCAAGUUGGGAGCACGUCUGCUGAUGUGCAUACCCGGAAUGAAGUUAAUGACGGUGAGACUGAUUUGACCGAAGAUGAAAUAAUUCUGAUGGGAAUCGCGGAAAUUGAAGCAGUUUAUGCCUCAAAUGGUUUUGGGAUGCGUGAAGUGGAUGGAACUGCAUGUGAAGUUCAAAAUAAAGUGGAGACGACUGAAGAUGCUGCGUUAGGGGAAGGCGAAGAUGCCGACGAUGAGGAUUAUGAUUACAAUUUAUGGCAUGAUUUUGUUGCACGAAAUUGCGAAUAG
Brassica oleracea var. oleracea is the source of this 997-nucleotide messenger RNA. RefSeq lists its product as uncharacterized. The transcript has 2 exons. The coding region runs from base 44 to 997 and encodes 317 amino acids. Lineage: Eukaryota; Viridiplantae; Streptophyta; Magnoliopsida; Brassicales; Brassicaceae. The record is from RefSeq and is a predicted model, not a curated record.